CCGCCCCCCGGGAAUGAAUGGAUGGGCGGCCUCAGCGCCCGCCCGACCGCUGGGAGGACCGACCCGGCGGGGACCUGCUGGGGGCAGGACCCGGGGAGCAAGAUGGCCACGGUCAUCCCCGGCCCCCUGAGCCUAGGCGAGGACUUCUACCGCGAGGCCAUCGAGCACUGCCGCAGCUACAACGCGCGCCUGUGCGCCGAGCGCAGCCUGCGCCUGCCCUUCCUCGACUCGCAGACCGGCGUGGCCCAGAACAACUGCUACAUCUGGAUGGAGAAGACCCACCGCGGGCCAGGUUUGGCUCCGGGACAGAUUUACACGUACCCCGCCCGCUGUUGGAGGAAGAAACGGAGACUCAACAUCCUGGAGGACCCGAGACUCCGGCCCUGCGAGUACAAGAUCGAUUGUGAGGCGCCCCUGAAGAAGGAGGGUGGCCUCCCGGAAGGGCCGGUCCUUGAGGCUCUGCUGUGUGCUGAGACUGGGGAGAAGAAGCUGGAGCUGAAGGAGGAGGAGACCAUUAUGGAUUGUCAGAAACAGCAGUUGCUAGAGUUUCCGCACGAUCUCGAGGUGGAGGAUUUGGAGGAUGACAUUCCCAGGAGGAAGAACAGGGCCAAAGGAAAGGCAUAUGGCAUCGGGGGUCUCCGGAAACGCCAGGACACCGCUUCCCUGGAGGACCGAGACAAGCCGUAUGUCUGUGAUAUCUGUGGGAAACGGUAUAAGAACCGGCCUGGGCUCAGCUACCACUACACCCACACCCACCUGGCAGAGGAGGAGGGGGAGGAGAACGCUGAACGCCACGCCCUGCCCUUCCACCGGAAAAACAACCAUAAACAGUUUUACAAAGAAUUGGCCUGGGUCCCUGAGGCACAAAGGAAACACACAGCCAAGAAGGCGCCCGACGGCACUGUCAUCCCCAACGGCUACUGUGACUUCUGCCUGGGUGGCUCCAAGAAGACGGGGUGUCCUGAGGACCUCAUCUCCUGUGCAGACUGUGGGCGAUCAGGACACCCCUCGUGUUUACAGUUCACGGUGAACAUGACGGCGGCCGUGCGGACCUACCGCUGGCAGUGCAUCGAGUGCAAGUCCUGCAGCCUGUGUGGCACCUCGGAGAACGACGGUGCCAGCUGGGCGGGUCUCACCCCCCAGGACCAGCUGCUGUUCUGUGACGACUGCGAUCGGGGUUACCACAUGUACUGCCUGAGUCCCCCCAUGGCAGAGCCCCCGGAAGGGAGCUGGAGUUGUCACCUCUGUCUUCGGCACCUGAAAGAAAAGGCCUCUGCCUACAUCACCCUCACCUAGGCGUGGCUCCGGCCCACCUGGACCUCUGGAGCGGUGCUUGUCUACCUGCCUCUCCGAGCUCCUCUUCUCUGCCCGCCCCAGGCCCCACGGGGGAGGAGGGAGGGGGAGGCCCGAGAGGAGGCCGGGCCACCCCUGCCCUCUGUGCGAGUGGGAUGUCUGCCCUGCGGGUUGCUGGGCCCAGCAGGACCCCUUCCCCUCCGCCCCAUCCCUUGGCAAGUGGGCACUGGGGCUUCUGCUCCCCUCAAAGCCAUACCCCGCCUCUGGGCGGGCAUGGGGGGUGGUGGGUGCCAGCCGCGGGCAUGGACAGAGCCUUUUUCUAAAGAAAAAGACAAAAAGUAAAAAAAAAAAAAAAAAAAAAAAAAUUAAUAUAUACAAAGAGUCCUCUAAGGCCUGGCUGGGUGGAGGGGGCGCUGCUGAGAGCAUCCACUGGGCACCAGUCUAUGCCGGCCUCCCGCCUGGCGCCCCCUACCCCCAGUUUCUGGAGUUGCAGCUGUCCCACCUCCCCACCAAGGUGGCACCAUGCCCCUGUGCCCAGGGCGGGCGGGCAUGGUGUCCACCCCUCGCCCCCUCCCGGUGCCCACCGUGGAUACUGCAUGACGUGAACCAUGGUUUUGAACUCUGUUCCCGCCCCUCCCCGGUCACCCCACCUCUGCCCACCGCGUGCACCGCCGUGGCUGGCGGGUGGCAGUGGGGCAAGGCGGGCCCCUGCUCAGCGCCUGCUGGAAUGAGAAGCACAGACUCUGCAACGGACUCGUUUCCCUCCUCCCCUGCCCUCGUCCCUGCCCUGCCAGGCCUGGCUGCCCCCUGCCACCCUCGCUGGCCAUUUCGGGGGUAACGAGGGGGCGCGGUUGUUUCUUGUGGUUGUGUGUGUUUGUUGUUCCGGGUUUAAAAAAAAGGGAAAUUGAGACUGCAGGUGGGGGAGGAGGUGGGUUUGGGGGAACCUCCCCCAAUCCAGGAGUGCCCCCCGCUUGUCGCCGAGUCUCCUUUAUUGCCUGCCUCUGCUGUGAAUUAACUUGUUCUGUGUAUUAAACUGGGCCUGACCCCUCUGCCCACGA
Messenger RNA from Propithecus coquereli (Coquerel's sifaka), 2351 nucleotides. RefSeq names its product D4, zinc and double PHD fingers family 1 (gene DPF1). Gene Ontology annotation, cellular component: nBAF complex. Gene Ontology annotation, biological process: nervous system development. Lineage: Eukaryota; Metazoa; Chordata; Mammalia; Primates; Indriidae. The coding region runs from base 22 to 1296 and encodes 424 amino acids. The transcript is spliced from 12 exons. The record is from RefSeq and is a predicted model, not a curated record.